Messenger RNA from Solenopsis invicta (red fire ant), 1620 nucleotides. It is a transcript of the gene Arpc1, whose product is annotated as actin-related protein 2/3 complex subunit 1A-A. The record is from RefSeq and is a predicted model, not a curated record. Gene Ontology annotation, biological process: Arp2/3 complex-mediated actin nucleation. Gene Ontology annotation, molecular function: actin filament binding. Gene Ontology annotation, cellular component: Arp2/3 protein complex; actin cytoskeleton. NCBI's taxonomy places the organism in Eukaryota, Metazoa, Arthropoda, Insecta, Hymenoptera, Formicidae. The coding region runs from base 418 to 1524 and encodes 368 amino acids. The transcript has 6 exons.
AUUAUACGUACAUCCGGGAGAACAUAACCUCGAAAAGUGGGUAGAUAACCCGCUAUCUAUGGAUGAAGUGUCAAUUCCGGUGUGCAAAGGGGCGUGUUUUACGAGCGCGAGGAGGUCGUGGAAAUUCGUGUAGACUGACCAGAGUCCGCGAAUUUCCGUGAGCUCUGUCGGGGCACUCUCGGGGAAUCGUUCGAACGCCAGUGUCUCGUUUAAUAAAGUUUAAUAGACGACCGCGCCCGUCGCGCGAGUGUCGAGCUCUCGAGUGUCCCGAGUCCCGGAUUCAUCGCCUCGCGUGCGCGCGCGCGCGCGCGUCCUUCGACAUCUCCCGUUUGCUUUAAUUUCAACGUUGACGAGCCUUCUUAUCGAGCUUUCUUUUCGCUCGCACGCGUCUAAGCGAUCGUUCCGAGAAAGCGCGAGAUGACGGAGAUCUAUAACUUGGGUGUCGAUGCCAUCAGUUGUCACGCAUGGAACAGAGAUAGAACUGAGGUUGCAGUAUGCCCGAACAACAAUGAGAUCCAAGUGCACAAACGUACUUCUUCCGGAUGGAAGUUGCUGGAGACCCUGGAGGAACAUCAUAUGGCUGUCAUGGGAAUCGACUGGGCACCAAAGACUAAUCGCAUAGUCACCUGUUCCGCGGACAAGAACGCCUACGUAUGGACUCAGAAAGAAGACGGCAAGUGGGAUCCCGCUUGGGUUCUCUUGCGAAUAAAUCGAGCCGCUACAUGUGUAAAAUGGUCUCCUCUAGAAAAUAAAUUUGCCGUGGGUUCUGGAGGACGAGUUAUAGCUGUUUGUUACUUUGUAUCAGAGAAUAAUUGGUGGUUAUGUAAACAUAUUAAACGUCCAUUGAGGUCUACGGUAACUACCGUCGACUGGCAUCCAGAUAAUAAGGUUCUGGUUGCUGGAUCGACAGAUUACAAGGUCCGUGUCUUCAGUGCAUUUAUCAGUGAUAUGGAGGACGCUCCUGGUACUAGUUCUUGGGGACAAAGUAAUACCUUAGGAACAUUGUUGGUUGAGUUUCCCAACACACCCAGUGGAGGUGGCUGGAUACAUUCAGUAGCAUUCAGCCCAUGUGGCAAUAAAAUUUGUUGGGUGGCGCACAACUCGUCAAUAUGUGUCGCCGAUGCUACUAAAGGAAACGCAGUCAUGAGACUAUAUACAGAGCAUUUACCGUUUUUAAGUUGCAUUUGGAUAGGUUCUAAUAACAUUGUUGCCGCUGGGCAUAGCUGUAUGCCAAUGUUGUAUUCCGUAGAUGACAACGGACAAAUAUAUUUUGUUUCAAAGUUAGACAACACGCAAAAAAAAGAGAUUGCCGGAUUAUCCGCUAUGCGAAAGUUCCAGUCGCUAGAUCGACAAGCGAGGAACGAGACGAAUGAUAAUGCUUUGGAUAGCGUGCAUCAAAACACAAUCAAUUGCGUUCGCAGAGUAUCCGAUCGUGAAUUUAGCACAAGCAGUUUAGAUGGACAACUAGUAGUUUGGGACUUGAAGCUUCUAGAGAAUUCCAUUGCUGGUCUCAAGAUAGCGUAAGCAUGAAACUUUUUUUAUAUUGCGAAGAUCAGAGAUAUUACAUCCAAUACAACGAUGUAUAAAUGUUAAAAUGAAUACUAUACAAUUUCUCAUUAA